AUGCUUCGAAUACCCGAGAAAAGACAAAAGAAGCUCUUUGCAGGUGAAAAAUGCUCAAUCUGCGACCGAGAAGCGAACGGAAUCAAGUACAAUGCGAUCAGUUGCGAUUCGUGUCGCGUUUUCUUCAGAAGGAUCGUCCUUUCUAUGGAGAAAAGUAACAAGACGCAGCUCCCGUGCAUCCGGAACAAAAUGUCGAGCUCGUUAUUUGGUCUUACAGCGAGAGAAGCAUCACUCAAAUGCCAACACUGUCGUUUCCUCGCCUGCACGAAUGCGGGAAUGUGCGCAGAAUACGUACAAGGAACUGCUGCGUUUCGAAACAAGAAGCGGAAAAGGGAAAGCUCCGGGGCCUCUCAAACGGGUGCAAGCUCACCAAAUCGCGCACGCUUGACUUCGUCCGAAAACUCCCCCGCCGCCAGUCCUCAAAGUUCAAAUAUCUUCGACUUCAGCAGCAGAAGCCCGAGUCAGCAAGAGCAGACUUCAAAUGCUCUUUAUCGCGUUCCACCGGUGGUGCAAACAUUUUAUACAGAAUCGAGCGAGGUGCGAAGGCUCCUGUCAUUCUGGGAAGAUUACGCGGGCAUACGAGCAACGAGCGAAAUGAGCAUGAACAGAUUUCAGCAGAAUAUAAACGGGCGCUUUUUUGGCCCACCAAGUCCGCCUCAAGUCGCUACUAUUUGCAGUCAGACUGAUCGUCCCGUUCUACGGCAGAAAGUAAGCGGCCUUCUCUUCUCCCAUCUGGAAAAAGUCAUGGGUUUCGUUGAAUCGCUUCCAUUCGUGACGCAAUUCUUUCCGGACAAACGCCAACGCGAUCGAAUCACAAUGAGCUGUUUUGUCGAACUCAUCGUUUUACGUUGGGCGGCGACGACGAAUGCCCGUGCAUCGAUGAUCACCGGCAUAGACGGAGCCAACUUCAGUGUUGCCAAAACGGUCAGCGUCGGAAACAACUGGGGCGCCAAGUUCAAGGAGUAUUUUCUGCUCUCUCAAAGAAUUCGAGCGAUCGGGGUCGACCAAGUCGAUUUGAGCCUCAUGGCCGGGCUCGUCCUCCUCACCUCCGAUCGCCACGACGACCUCGACCAGCAACAACGAAACGCCUUAUCAUACGUUCAAGAGCUUUUUGCCACUGUGCUCUACCAAAAAGCGAGCCAAGCGGGUCAAUCGUCCAAAGUCCACAAAAUCUUUUCCAUCCUCUCUUCGAUGCGCUCAAAAAUCAAAAGUCUUGACUUGACGCCUGUCUCCGGCUUUGAACGACGAAUCAUGCUUACUGACGAUCUGACAAUUAAAGUUUGA
Oikopleura dioica is the source of this 1284-nucleotide messenger RNA. The record is from the annotation of a GenBank genome assembly. Lineage: Eukaryota; Metazoa; Chordata; Appendicularia; Copelata; Oikopleuridae.